AUCAACAGCUAGCCCCAGAGUAAACACAAUCUUUCUACCUUUUUUAUCCAUCCAAAUCUAUCUCCCAUAAUUAAACAAGUUCGUUCCCCUUCAAAUUACUCUCUUUGUAACCCAGGGCUUGCAAACAAAUAAACUCUAGCUCUGUAGCAAAACCUAGGCAAUCUAGCUCCACUAUUUUGAGUGAUCUUCGUUUUGUCUUUAUGAGUUUUUCGUUUCAACCGACGCCAACGGCCUCUCAUAAAACUACUCAAGUUACCGGCUGGUACUUCUUCGCUCUCAAAGUCCUGCCAACGGUAUUUAAUUAACCAGAACACCACAACAUCCACAAGGACUUGCGUUUCGGUCUUUAACCCAAUACUCCAAUCUAGUACCGUCAGCCAUGAUCGGUCAGAGCAAGCUCGCCUCGUCUCUCGCCGCAAUGUUCGCUGUGUCUCUCUUUGCUAUACUCGUUCAGCUAUUCUGGGUGCUCCGGCGCAGGCGAAGACUCCGGAGACAGAGCAUCGAGGAUGGAGGAAACUCAUUCUACAGCUCCCCAAAAGAGCUCCUCCACAUUUUCUGCUGGGAAAAUCAGUCCCGCAUCGAACCUAACGAAGCUCCUGCCCCAACUCCAGCUCCCCAAAUAACGACGGAGAUCGAUGACGUUUUCAAGUGGCACGUACUUUACGGACAGUCAAGGAUUUUGUUUACGAUCAAGGAGGAGGAGAGAGAAGGUGUGGACUCUGAGAACUGUUCGUCUUCGGAGAACGGAACGAGGACUAAGAGGGUGUGCACGGAAGAGGUCGUUGGGGUACUUGCGAGGUCUUUGCCGGUCGUGGCUGUGAAGAUUGACGUAGACGAUGCGACGCCGUUCUCGACGCCUUGUGCUUCGCCGCCUUACUACACUCCUCUGCCAUCUCCUGCUCGCGAGUAAUAUGGGACCCGAAAGCUGACACGUUCGAGAGGAAGAGAAAGAGAUCACGAAACAAUCUAUUAAACGGCAGCGAGAAAAACCCAAUGAUCAGCAUGCUUUUUCCGGGAAAUAACAAGUUGUCGUACGUUUGUGGGCAUAGAUGUUAAUUAGGUGUUGCCAUGUGAAUAUGGUGGCCGUGAAUAUCUCCGGUCCGAGAUCGACCAUUUGCUGGCAGUUGAGCUUCUUUAGUACUUUUGUAAGAUAUAUAGAUCCAUUUCCCAACAA
Messenger RNA from Carya illinoinensis, 1174 nucleotides. RefSeq lists its product as uncharacterized. The transcript has a single exon. Lineage: Eukaryota; Viridiplantae; Streptophyta; Magnoliopsida; Fagales; Juglandaceae. The coding region runs from base 380 to 910 and encodes 176 amino acids. The record is from RefSeq and is a predicted model, not a curated record.